AUGCUCCAGAGUCCGCUGAAAUACUUCACUGGCGGCUAUGGCUCGUACGCGACGGCCACCGUGCACAAGGGCGCCUUGUGCCAAGUGGUCGACUUGAUCGACUUUUUUUUCGUGGCGCAUCCGGCCAGCGGGAGGCGGGAGGGCGAGGAGCACAAGCGUGUCAUGUACUUUUACACGCAACCAGGGGCACCGCCCGAUUUGAAUCGACAAACUGAAGUCACCGGUUUCGCUGAAGCGAUCGUAAAUUUUAUGAACGAUUUUACAGAUGCGUCGUUGAUCCCAGAAGAGGAAUUCCCGUAUCGUGAUGUAGUGACGGAGAAGACGGCCCAGGUCUAUGUACAGGUGGAAAACUGCGAGUUCUUGAUCGGCAUCGCAUUCGACAAGAAAUCGUGUAAAGAUUUUGAGUACACGAUAUUCAUGCCGACGUUGAGGGCAAUAUUACUGGAAGCUUAUCGGAUGUUCAAGCUUUUCUUUGGUCCGUUUGUCGAUUUCCGGAACAGCGACGAGCAGCUCUUCCGGCAGCGUCUCGAAUACUUCUUCGGACGCUACUUCUCCCAGCUCCGCCUAUUCAACAUGCCACUCCUCAACUAUUUCAUAGGCGUCGAUUUUCAGCCGCUGCCAGGCCCAAACUUCCUCUGCAUCGACACGCUCAUCACCGAGACGAAAGAGGCGUUCCCGUGCGUGUCGAAGGCGCUGUUCCUCUACCAGGACAAGCUGUUGUAUUACACUGUAAAUAAGGCCGAUCUGCCCUGUUUAUAUAGGUACCUCACAGAAAAUCUGCUCCCAAUGUCGUUGAGGGCCGAGCUGGAGCCGAACGCUACCAGAAGCAAGGCGGAAAAUUCCUCACGGGCCCCACCGAUCUCCAGACUGAUGACCCCGUUCCGGCAGAAAAUUCCCCACCCACCGUCUUUCUUACGUCACAGGACGGUACAUCCUACGAAGAGCACAAAUUACUGGUUUAUCGCUCCC
Mesorhabditis spiculigera is the source of this 969-nucleotide messenger RNA. The record is from the annotation of a GenBank genome assembly. NCBI's taxonomy places the organism in Eukaryota, Metazoa, Nematoda, Chromadorea, Rhabditida, Rhabditidae.